CCAUUCAUCUCUGUCCAGUCUAUAAUAACUUAAAAUAAAAUAAAUAAAUCAAUAAUAAUAAUGUUAAUAAUAAAGAUCAAUCAAGUGGACCAAUAUGGCAAAGCCAUACUGACCCACUUGGAAAAAUAAAUCCAUUGACCUUCAGACAAUAAUUCUGAUUGCUAAAGUACCGAACGGGACAGAGCAAACAAACAAAAUGGGCUCCACAUUAAAGUUUUAUAAGUGAAAAGUUACUACCUUUAAAUUGUCUUACUCUAGUGCACUCUAGUGGUAAUGAAAGAAACACUCUGGUACUCGACAGGUAGAAUGAAAUUAGACUAACACAGCGUAAACAGUUUCCGAAAUGUCAUUAUGAUUAGUAGUGUAAUAAUAAUAAUGUUAUCUUUUUUUACAGUGAUUUUAAAGAUUUGUGUUCAUUAUUCCUCAGUGUUAAAUGCUGCACUUGGUUUCAAUAUUGAUCCUAUGGCUUGGAAGACCCUGAGUAACUCUGCUGCUGGUUUUGGAUAUCAGGUAGUUCAGAGACAAUCAGAUUUGCUCAUCAGCGCUCCGCUUGAACAGUUUUCACAAAAUGGAAGAGGGAAGAUAUACAGGUGCACAACCUCUCCUCAAAACUGCCAGGAUAUACUAUUUCAAGCACCAGAGUUUGCAGUCAACAUGUCGCUUGGUUUGUCAAUGAAAAGUGAUCCGACAGCACAAAACACUGUGGUGUGUGGUCCAACCAUUCCGAAGGACUGCAGAAGUAUCACCAUGUACAACGGUGUGUGCUUUCAGUUGGAAAGUUUCAAAAGGAUCAGACCACCCAUACCUUCUUCUAUUCAAGAGUGUAGAACACAAGCAGACAUUGCCUUUCUGUUGGAUGGUUCAGGCAGUGUAGAUAAUACUGCUUUUCAAACGAUGAAGGGAUUUGUGAAAGAUCUAAUCGCAUCAUUUCUCUCAAGUGACACACAGUUUUCUGUUUCCCAGUUCUCUACUUCACCACAGGUUCACUUUUACUUUAAGAAAUUUUCCUCAUCUGGAUCAGUGGAGACUGACAUCAAUGACAUCAGUCAACAGGAGGGAGCUACUUACACAGCCAGGGCCAUCAGACAUGUUGUGAACAAUGUUUUCACACCACAAGGAGGUUCCAGACCAAAUGUGAAGAAGGUCUUGAUAGUAAUUACGAAUGGACAAUCUCAUGAUCGGACUGAUCUGGGAGGUGCAGCACAGCUAGCAGAGAGUAAAAACAUUGUUCGAUUUGCUAUUGGGGGAAUUCAGAUGUCUAUUGUUGGUGCAAACCAGUGGAAGGGAGGCUACGUGCAAUACACAACAGGAGGCCAGAAGCUGAAAACAUAUGAGGAUGUGUCUUUGGAGCCUGACAGCUAUCUUGGUUACUCCAUGGCGAUUGCUAAAUCCUGGCAUGGCUCUCUGACAGUUGUUGGUGCUCCAAGAUAUAAACACAGAGGAGUUGUGUUUGCUGUUAACAGAGAAAACUUGAAAAACCAAAAGAUUGAGCCCUUGGCAUCACAGUAUCAGACUGGUGCAUAUUUCGGGGCAGAGGUGUGUACCAUGGACAUAAAUAAUGAUGACAUCACUGAUCUGAUCUUCAUAUCAGCCCCAAUGUACACGGAGCCUGAUAGAGAGGGAAGAGUUUAUGUUUGCAGACUAACUGGUUUGUUUGUGGAGUGUAAUUUUGAUGAUCCGUUAAUACUAAGAGGACAUGCAGCUGUCAAAGGAAGGUUCGGCUCUUCUCUUGCUGUGCUGCCUGAUCUAAACUCAGAUGGAUUCAGGGAUUUGGCAGUUGGAGCACCUUUGGAGAAUAAUGGUGAAGGCAGCAUCUACAUAUUCCACAGUGGAGGAGGAAGAAUCAGUCCUACUUACUCACAGAGAAUUACUGGCUCUGAGGUCCAGUCAGGACUGAAGUUCUUUGGCCUGUCAAUCAGUCAGUCGUCUUUUGACCAGAGUGGUGAUGAACUGCCUGACUUAGCGGUGGGUUCAAAGGGUAGAGUUGCCUUACUGAGGUCAUUAAACUUAAGAUUUUGUUUAAUUAAUUUUACUUUUAAGACUCCUCCAACAUUGAACCUAAACCUCUUCUUGCAGGCUUGCCCCGAAGACGCUCUCAACCAACUUUCCAAUGAGCUCAAAUUCACGUUUGAUGGUUCGGCCUCAAACACCAACCUCAGACCAAGUCUUGCCCCGCAGGCCCAAACAACAACCAUUCAUCCUUUAAAUUUUGAGAUCAACUGCGGCACUGAUAACAAAUGCGUUGAUAACCUGAAAGUGGAUUUCAACUUCACCAGAUCCUCAGAGGUUAAAGUGGGUAUUGAAGAGCUUUUGAAUGUCACAGUCACAGUGGAGAACAGAGGAGAAAACUCCUACAACAGUCGUGUUAUUCUCACGUACCCAGCUGGACUCUCCUACAGGAAGUUUACGAUUCAGCAGGGACGAAUUGAGUGCAACUCCUUGGACAGUGAAGAUGGUUUAUCACGAGGAAGGACAGACUGCACUAUUGACAAGCCAAUUUUCAAGAGCAAAACUAAGGCUUUCUUCAUUGUCUCCUAUGGGAUUGACACCAACAGUCGACUUGCGAGAAAGAUCUUUGUCACUGCAAAUGCCACCAGUGGAAAUCAGGAGCAUGCACCUACAAGUGAACUCUACAAAAAUAAAUCGAUUGAUGUAAAAUACAGCAUUUUUAUGACAUUUGAAAGCUCACUCAGCUAUAACAAUUUCACAUUUGGGAAGAACGACUUGAAGAAACCAGUCCAACAGUCCGUUAAGGUCACAAAUGAUAUCAGAGCACUUAAUUUCACUGUGGUGAUCAGGGUUCCAGUGAGGCUUGGUGAAAAAGACAUUUGGGUGGAUUUGAGCAGCCUACAGAUUCCAGACUGUCAGAAAAGAAAUGACGAAGAACCAAGUGUCAGAGAUUUUGUUCCAAAGAUACAAAAGGAUAAAGUGGUGGACUGCUCUGUAGCCAUGUGCAGAGUGUUCAAGUGCAACACGUUCCUGGAAAGACUGCAGAGUACGACGUAUAAAAUCUCUGCCAACAUUAGUUCACGAUGGAUACAGCAGAUUGGACUUCAAUCUGCUAAAUACCUCUUGACCAGCACAGCCAGUCUGGAGUACGACAAAACCCAGUACAUCUACUUUUCAACAGGGUCUGACAUCAAUUCUCCUGUUCGCAAGAUUGAGGCAGAGGUAGAAGUUUACCCUGAGCCAGAUUUCACCAAAGAGAUCGUUGGAGGAUGUCUGGGAGGGUUGGCUUUUCUGGCCUUACUCACAGCUGGCCUGUAUAAGGCUGGAUUCUUCAAGAGCAAAUACAAACAGAUGAUAAAUGAAAAUGCUGCAGAUGGUCCGAGUCCUGGGACUGAUGCAGGCGCAACCCUACCAGAGUAAAAAAGAUCACAUAUGUAGUUGUACAUUUAAUUUAUAUGAAAUCUAUAGACCCUCCGGAUAGUUUUAGGAGUGAACAUGGUACGUAGUAAUGUCCAUUCUACUACAUUUGAUUGAUCGAACAAAAACAGCUUGCUGUGUCUAAUAUCACUCAUUCAGUUUCCUCACUGGUGGUCAAGACAUUGAAAACAGGGUCACAAUACUAUAUUUUUGAGGAAUCUUUCUGCUCACCUUUCAAUUUAAAUUACUGCAAACAUUGUACAGUGAAACUAAUUGUCAUGCCAUUAUGUACUGUAAAACUUUUCAAAUUCAAUAGAUAUAGUUAAGAAACACUUUGCUUGCUUUAAAAAAACAAAACAAAACAAAAAAACAAACUGAACUUGUGAAAUGUGACUUGCUUUGUUGAGAAAGAAUGGACAGGGUAUGCAAUGUUUUAGCUCUGUGAUGUGACUUUGCAUAAAAAGUAUUUCUCA
Messenger RNA from Haplochromis burtoni (Burton's mouthbrooder), 3839 nucleotides. Its product is annotated as integrin alpha-M. NCBI's taxonomy places the organism in Eukaryota, Metazoa, Chordata, Actinopteri, Cichliformes, Cichlidae. Gene Ontology annotation, cellular component: integrin complex; external side of plasma membrane. The coding region runs from base 352 to 3369 and encodes 1005 amino acids. Gene Ontology annotation, biological process: cell-matrix adhesion; cell-cell adhesion; integrin-mediated signaling pathway. The transcript is spliced from 25 exons. Gene Ontology annotation, molecular function: integrin binding. The record is from RefSeq and is a predicted model, not a curated record.